GGCGAGCAUUAAGGUUAGGUUGCGCGCGCUGGAGGCCGUCGUCUGCUGCUGUAAUUCGGCUACAGUGGGAAGGAAAAUAUUGUUUAAAAUCGACUUUUCCCCACUCACGAAUAAUCCGUUUGGCUCGGAAUUUACGCUGCACAUUCGUUACAGAGAAAGCACCUCGCUAAAAGGGCAGACCGGGACAGAGAGUCGAUUAGCGGCCCAUGCAGCCAUAACGAGCCCGCGAUACUCCAUCAGACUGCUGGAGAAGAAGGUAACCCCUCGCCCCUCUUUCCUUUCCUGUUUCCAAAGCUCCUCUGUCCCCUGCCCCUCAUAAUCAGCCCAGAGACCCUCUUCCUAAAUCCCAGUUAGGAACGUUGGGUCUGUUCCUCCCCAUUCUCUCAGCCUCCAUCUGUCUCCCUAACUCCACCUGCCCAGUAGGGGGCUGACCGCUUAUUGGACACCCCAGAAGCAUGUCCUCCAUCUUGCCUUUCACUCCGCCCGUGGUGAAGCGUCUGCUGGGCUGGAAGAAGUCGGCCAGCGGUUCGAGCGGAGCGGGAGGCGGAGGAGAGCAGAACGGCCAGGAGGAGAAAUGGUGCGAGAAGGCGGUUAAAAGCCUGGUGAAGAAGCUGAAGAAGACGGGCCAGCUGGACGAGCUGGAGAAAGCCAUCACCACACAGAACUGCAACACCAAGUGUGUCACCAUUCCCAGCAAUUGCUCUGAAAUUUGGGGACUGAGUACACCAAAUACGAUAGAACAGUGGGAUACCUCAGGCCUUUACAGCUACCCUGACCAAACCAGAUCUCUGGACGGCCGUCUGCAGGUGUCUCACCGCAAAGGUCUGCCUCAUGUCAUCUACUGCCGCCUGUGGCGAUGGCCCGACCUGCACAGCCACCACGAGCUGCGCGCCAUCGAGACCUGCGAGUACGCCUUCAACCUCAAGAAGGAUGAAGUCUGCGUCAACCCCUACCACUACCAGCGGGUGGAGACGCCAGUUCUUCCUCCUGUCCUCGUGCCAAGACACACGGAGAUCCUGACCGAGCUGCCUCCUCUGGACGACUACACCAACUCCAUACCUGAAAACACCAACUUCCCAACAGGGAUCGAGCCUCCUAACAAUUAUAUACCAGAAACUCCUCCACCGGGAUACAUCAGUGAGGAUGGGGAGGCCAGCGACCAGCAGAUGAAUCAAAGUAUGGACACAGGUUCUCCUGCAGAGCUGUCACCGAGCACACUCUCGCCUGUCAAUCAUGGCAUGGACCUUCAGCCAGUGACUUACUCCGAGCCCGCUUUUUGGUGCUCUAUAGCUUACUAUGAACUCAACCAGCGGGUCGGAGAAACCUUCCACGCCUCUCAGCCGUCCCUCACCGUGGACGGCUUCACAGACCCCUCCAACUCCGAGCGCUUCUGCCUGGGCCUGCUGUCCAACGUCAACCGCAACGCCACCGUGGAGAUGACCCGGAGACACAUAGGACGAGGGGUCAGGCUGUAUUAUAUUGGUGGGGAAGUGUUUGCCGAAUGUCUCAGCGAUAGCGCCAUCUUUGUUCAAAGCCCUAACUGUAAUCAAAGGUAUGGCUGGCACCCUGCGACGGUCUGUAAAAUCCCUCCAGGUAAGAGAUUCACUCACUUUUCAUUCUCCUCUGUACUAUCCAUACUCUGUCCAGAAAUUUUGAUUAACCUUUAUGACAUAAUAUCCUUUUUCUUAGGCUGUAACCUUAAGAUCUUUAAUAACCAGGAGUUUGCGGCACUGCUGGCUCAGUCGGUGAACCAGGGCUUUGAGGCAGUAUAUCAGCUGACCAGGAUGUGCACUAUUCGAAUGAGUUUCGUCAAAGGCUGGGGAGCCGAGUACAGACGACAGACGGUGACGAGCACCCCCUGCUGGAUCGAGCUUCACCUGAACGGCCCCCUGCAGUGGCUGGACAAGGUCCUGACCCAGAUGGGCUCGCCCUCCGUACGCUGUUCCAGUAUGUCCUAAUCGCCGUGACCAAGCUCUCUGUCCUCUGCCCCCAAAACGACUGAUUCUACAAUCACAUCAACCGACAACUCAAAAGAUUUUAACCCCGCCCCCUCUCUCUCUUUCAUAGUACUCGUGAGCCUUUCUCUAUCUCUGUCCUCCUGACACUGAUGUUCUCUCCGUUCGGACCUGAAUUCAGCACUUGCUGUCUCAUCAGCUUCUUGCACCUUUAAUUCUCUCUUGUUUUCUUUCAUAAACCCUUAAUAUUAAAUGUAUUAGUAGUAGAAUUUGAAAUGUAUAUUGGUUUUUAUUUUAUUUUCAUGGUUUUCGAGAAGGAGGGAAGGUGCGUAUGUUGUGUGGAAGUUCAAGAAGGCAGUAAAUAACUUCACACACUUGUAGCGGCAAGGCUUUUCUCCCCCUGAUGAAGUAAAUACUCUGAAACUCUUUUAACGAUUAAUUUACCUGGAUGCCGAUCCCAAUCCUGUCGUUCAAGGAGGUUACUUUUUCUGGCAAAAAGUUGCGUUAUUUGUUUUUAUACACUGUGUUAUUGUGUAGAUUGACACCUUGAAACUUAAUUAUGGUUUUUGAUUUCUUUCGUAAAGCCAAAAGAUACUUUUAUUUUUAUUUUAUUUUUUUCGAUUUCUUUCCCCAAGCCACUAAGAAUGUUGCCUUUGAUUUGAGGUAUGCUGCUGUAAGUCAUGCUUCUUUUCUUCAAACUUAUAGAAUGUUUAACACAAACACACACACACAAAAAAAAAAUUGCCCACGUUCAAUUCGAACUUUACGCCGCCCCUCAGAAUUAACUUUUUAUUCACUGGGUGAAAUAUUCACUAGUUAGCUGUGGAGUGGUUUUAGAGUCUGGUUUCUUCAGAAAGUUGCUUCAUGUAGGGAUGAACGAAGACUUUCGAAGGUUAUUAAAACGUCUCGCACAGUCCGGAUCUUUAAAAUAAAAACGACAAAAGAAUAAAAAACAAAUCCAAGUAUUGAAGCUUUAAGUGUUAAUAAACUAGGUUAUCCUUCACACAGUUCCAAGAUUUUCUUUUUUCCACUUAUCUUUCUUUUAGCUACUUUUUGUAUUUUCAUGUAUUUUUAUAUAUAAAUAUAUUUAAGAUCUUUAAAGCUCUCUUCCUUUUUAUUAGAAUUGAAUAUUUUUUUAGAUCAUGCCCUCUUUUUAAAGGAACAUGGCUUCAUAAUGAGAUGUCCUAUCAUACGAAAACGUUAUUUAGCAUGGAAUUUUUAUAAGUGCAGAUAUCUUUUCUCCUCUUCCUCUGCUUUCCAAUUCAAGCUGUUGUCCCGGUCAACGUUUAGCCUUGAUCUCGAACCCCCCUGAAAUACAUCUGACUUUCGUUUUCUUUUAGUUGCUUUCCUCCCAUGUUCCCAACACAAGACUGUAUAACCCACCGGCCCUCGAAGUACGGUUACCUGAAGGGGAAGCUCCUCCUGCGGGUUCUAUUUGUUUGCAAUUGGGGAAUAAAUAAGACUAAACAGGUUGCUUUUACAGGGAGAACUGUGCAACUUUAGUGUGUGUGCUCGUUGUACAACUUUUGCUAAUGACUGUGAUAUAGCUGUCUGUUAUUCUUUACCUGUUGUGGCAGUGACCAGGCGUUGCAAAUAUCCAUUCCCCUCUUCCCACCUCUGUCUCCAUAUUUUCCUUCAUUGAUCUUAACUACUCUUGCGAUUUGUACUUUUAAGUGCAUCGAGUUAAAAUGCUGAUGAAGAUGUGGUGGCCCGUUUUUAAAGCUGAUUAAGACACUGGGAACAAUCUGUUUGCCAUUUUUGACUGGGUGUGGAAAGAAAACCAAAUAGAACUGAAAGUGGACCAGACAUAAAUGUGUGUAUAUAAUUUUUAUUUUCCUUUUUUUUUUUUCUUUCCUAUUUUGCAAGCAUUUAACAGUUGGUGAGCUUGUUUUACCAUUAGAGAGAUGUAUUGGUAGGACGUGAACUUCAGGCGAUAAGCUUUUCAGGCGUGUUGCAUAUGCAGACUUCAUAAAUACACUAAUAAAAGUUUUAAUUCUCAUGUUAA
Messenger RNA from Carassius gibelio (silver crucian carp), 3960 nucleotides. Its product is annotated as mothers against decapentaplegic homolog 2. The coding region runs from base 456 to 1958 and encodes 500 amino acids. NCBI's taxonomy places the organism in Eukaryota, Metazoa, Chordata, Actinopteri, Cypriniformes, Cyprinidae. Gene Ontology annotation, cellular component: heteromeric SMAD protein complex. The transcript is spliced from 11 exons. Gene Ontology annotation, molecular function: I-SMAD binding; DNA-binding transcription factor activity, RNA polymerase II-specific; RNA polymerase II cis-regulatory region sequence-specific DNA binding. Gene Ontology annotation, biological process: anatomical structure morphogenesis; SMAD protein signal transduction; cell differentiation. The record is from RefSeq and is a predicted model, not a curated record.